Molecule: messenger RNA, 984 nt
Organism: Parnassius apollo (apollo)
Lineage: Eukaryota; Metazoa; Arthropoda; Insecta; Lepidoptera; Papilionidae
Source: the annotation of a GenBank genome assembly
AUGUCUACUGAUACAGCUCGUCCGUACCUACCGGAAAAGUUUCGACGCCUAGCUUUUGAUAGUUUACAUAAUUUGAGCCAUCCUGGAAUUCGUUCUACGCGAAAGAUGUUAGCCAAAAAGUAUUUCUGGCCUAGUAUGAAUCGUGAUGUUUCUUUGUGGGCAAAAACGUGCAUACAAUGUCAACGUUCUAAAGUUAACAGACAUACGGUAUCGAAUCUGACUAAGUUUCCGGAAGUAGAGCGUUUUGAGUAUGUGCACGUCGAUAUCGUUGGCCCUCUUGAGAUCUCACCAGAUGGUUAUAGAUACUUACUCACGAUAAUCGAUAGGAGGACCAGGUGGCCUGAAGCUUUUCCGUUACGAGACAUUACGGCAGAAACUGUUGCCAAACAUUUAUAUGAAGGUUGGAUUUGUCGUUACGGUUGCCCGAUAAAGUUAACUAGCGACCAAGGUCGCCAGUUUGAGAGUAGUCCUUUUAACCAGCUGUUAAAAAUGUUGGGGGUUAAUAGAAUUCGAACUACUCCUUAUCAUCCGCAAAGCAAUGGCGCAGUUGAACGUUGGCAUCGUUCUUUAAAAACAGCACUUUCAGCUCGCCUGUCACAUGGGUCCUGGGUGGAAGAGCUACCCACAGUAUUACUUGGGCUUCGCGCGGCCGCCCGCAGUGACUCAGGGGUUAGCGCCGCCGAGUUAACGUUCGGACGAAACUUACGUCUACCGGGAGACUUUUAUGACGGCUCUUCGAACAACCGUAACGUCAAUGAUUAUUGUUUAGUGGAUAAGAUUAGAGAUACUAUUCGUAGUUAUAAGCCUACAUCCGACGAUUCACGUAACUGUCAUAGUUUUUUUGUGCACAAGGACUUACGUAACUGUGAAUAUGUCUUUGUUAGGGACGAUUCAAUACGUAAACCUUUGAAACCACCCUACGACGGUCCAUACCGCGUGAUAAAAAAGGGGCUCAAAAGUUUACCUAAUUCAAUUACCCGAUAG